Molecule: messenger RNA, 771 nt
Organism: Engraulis encrasicolus (European anchovy)
Lineage: Eukaryota; Metazoa; Chordata; Actinopteri; Clupeiformes; Engraulidae
Gene: cimap1d
Product: CIMAP1 family member D
Exons: 4
Coding region: 1-771 (256 amino acids)
Cellular component (GO): cytoskeleton
Source: RefSeq, a predicted model, not a curated record
AUGGCAGAGACGCCAAAGAAGCGAGUGACCAUCGCAGGGCGGGAAAAAGGCCCAGGACCUGCCCGUUAUGCCCUGCCCCCCACCAUUGGUUUCAUGCGUCACGAUGUCACCAAACCCACCAGCCCUGCAUUCACCUUCCACGGAAGGAUGAGUGACCACCUCUACAGCAUAGACUCGAGCCCUGGACCCCAGUAUUUUGUGGACGCAAAGAUCACCCGGUUUGGGAGAGAUGGAACACCUGCCUACUCCAUGCUGGGCAGAAUGAGGAAGACAGGUGUGAUCCGAACCCCAGGGCCAGGAGCCUACAGCCCUGAGAAGGCCCUCCCCAACAGCACCCAGCGCCGACCGCCCUCCUACAGCAUUGGGGCACGCACCCUCUACCGCUCCCUCGACACCGUGCCCGCGCCCAACAAGUACACACUGCCCGCCGUCAUGGGCGCACACGUGCCCACCAAAGCUGCCAGCGCCAGCUUCUCCAUCUCUGGACGAUGCCGUUCGGGCACCGGCUCCGAGGAGUUCUCCAAGACGCCUGGGCCCGGUCGCUACAACAGCACGGACCCUAACGUCUACCUCCAUAAGCAGCCGGCCUUCUCCAUGCUGGGCCGGCACCGGCACGGCUUCCCGGCCGACUCCUCCACCCUGAAGCCUGGCCCGGGUAGCCACAACCCGGAGAAGGUGGUGGCACACAAGCCCCGGGCUCCGGCCUUCUCGCUGGGCAUACGCCACUCAGAGUUCAUCACUCCUCUGGUGGUGGACGUGCUGGAUACCUAG